UGUAAACAGUCCUCACGCGCAUUGUGUUCACUAGUCAGCCGCCAUUUUAUUGAAGUUUAUUCAUCUUCGUAAAGUACGUGAUAUUUGCGCAAAUUACGUACAAAUUGUUAAUUUAAUUUCGGUGAAAUAUGUUCUAAUCGUUUAACCAGCAUUUGUAAGUUAUAAGUUGUAAACGAUGGUCUCCAACCAACAGUUUCGUUUGAAGUGGAACAACCAUCGCAAUACUGUGUUACAAGAAUUCGAAACUUUGCUUCAUAAUAACAGCUUCGUCGAUUGUACUAUCGGUGCCGAUGGUAAAUAUCUGAAAGCUCACAAGAUUGUACUUUCAGCAUGUAGUCCAUAUUUACAGAACGUAUUUUCGGAGCAUUUCGACAAACACCCUGUGAUUUUACUAAAAGACGUAUCGUUUAAAGAAUUAAAAUGCAUGAUCGAUUACAUGUACUGCGGCGAAGUAAACAUAAGCGAAUGCGAAUUGCCAUCAUUUCUGCGUACAGCUCAAUCAUUGAAAAUCAAAGGACUAGCCGAAGACAUAAACGAAUACGACGACAGCGGCGCCUCGGACAACGAACACCAAGAAAUCAGUAGUCUAACGGAGAACGGCCGUACGGUCGAACCUAGCGUCGAAAUACACGACGACGAAGGUCCGCCGACUAAACGCAGCGCACCUUCGCUUAUCUAUAGCAAUUUCGCCGGCCGCAAACGUAAAUCGCCGAACGCGAUCAACUCCGGUGCACCUAAAAGUAGCAAUAACAGCGGUGGUGAUAAGAUCAUCGCAGCUGCGACGAGCAAGACUGGCGGUAAUGUUCCUGUUUCUAGUUGCGCAGAUACUGAAAAUUCCGAUAGUAACGUUUGUACGACCAGUAAAGAUAAUAAUGUAAAUAAAGACGUUAAUGAUAAGAGAUCCAAUUCACAAGAUGAUCUUCAAGAGCAUAAAAAUAAAGCGGUCGUUAAGGAAGAGCCGCUCGACGCCGACGAUGAUAAUUCUAGUUACGAAUUCGUUAAUAAUCCGUGCGACGAUUCGGACCCGCUCAAUGAGGAUUCCGAAUCAAACUGCGCAAAUUCAGGAAAAAAUUUCAACGAAGUUAGCAUAGCAAAUGUUUCAUCGUGCAAUGAAGCCGAAGCAAACGAUGGCGACGACAACGACGACGACGAUGAUGAUGGCAAAUCGACCAAUGUAAAAGAAGAAUUAUUGAUCUCGGAAUUGGUGACGAUGCAAGAAGAAGAAGACGGUACCGACGAGGGUAAGAUACGUGUACGUUCGUGCGAAGAGUUGAUGUCGUCGCUAGGCGAUGACGGUGUGCCUUUGAAUUCCGAAACAGACAUCUACGUGGUAACUGGACCGAAUGACGGAGAAGAGAUCAGCGAUAGCGAUGCUCAGAACCGCAGCAGUUGUCGUAAUGAGUACGAACGUGUUAAGGAAAUGGUAUCGGUUUGUUGCGCGGCGGCGACCGGAUUGCCGGCCGAAGAAUCUGCUGUAGCGCCGGAAAAGGUGGCUGAAAAAAGAUGCAGCAGCGUUGCAGAUGAGAAGAAUCCCUCUAAGAUGGCUUCUCGAUUUUUCGGCAGCAGACAAGUAUGUAAGAGAAUACGGGCUAAAAAGCGUAAAGCUGCAGUAAGUGCCGAAUCGAAAGAAGUACAGAAACCUCAGCCGAAAUCAGGUUUUCGUAAGAUUUUGCCAGCUCCGAUGAAACCAGCCACUUUACUACCGGCUACUCUGUUACCAGUACCAUUAGCUGCUGCGGCGCCUUCGGCUACGGCGUUGAUGUCUUCGGCACAGUUCUCGUCUCAACAAAAGAACCGAACCACAUCGAGCAAAAUGACACCGAUUGUCGAUCCUAAAUCGUCGUCCGGCGAACACCCUUCGGCAUCGGGUUACCGGAUGAUCGCUGUUUCGGCAGCAUCCUCUACGUCUUCGACGGCGCAGCAGUCGUCACAGCAGGAGGCUAAACGAUCCUCAUCUGGAGGUACCGCCGACAAGGAAGAAGGUUCGCAGCCGAUCUUAUUUUCUAGAGUUGUGCUGCUGAAUUCGUCCGAUGUGCAGUCGUCGUCGACGCAGCCAAUUUACACGUUACCGCCGGUCAGCUCGGCCAAAGGAAGCGAAAUUCGCGAAGUAGCUUUUAUUCGAGCUCCUACGUCUAGUCCGGCUGCUUUGGCCGAAGUUGAGAUGAAAAACAUCGCCGAUGUGAAGAUGACCACGCCGAAGAAACCGGCUGUUUUGUCGUUCACGCAGAAAUUCCGUAGAAUAGCGCCUCUUCCAGAUAGCGAAGGUGGUAUUUGUAGAUUAUGUUCGGGUGUAUUUACCAGUCGAAGUGAACUAACGAAACAUAUGCCCAUUUGUUCCAAGACCAUGUUUGGCAAGAAGGGACGUAAAAAGAACGACGCCUAGAGUCGAAUGGAUUAGGUUGUAAAUUUUUUUGUUAUCGUUAUUCUAUUUGGUCUCUACUUAAUAUUGUGUAAUGUUGAAGGCAGCGAUUACUCUUGAUCGAUUGAGUCGAGUGUGGUUAUUUAAUGUUUGUGAAUCGGCCGACCUCUUUAUGGUAUUACUUGUGGAACGAGUAUGCUCUAUGUUUAUUCUUAUUUUCGUCGAUGAUUCUUAUGACAAAUUUUUUUCUGUUCAAAUUGAUUGGUUUGGAUGUCCAGUUAGUCGUGUAUUAGUUGAUUCGUUCGUCGACGAUCGUGAAGUUGAAAUUGGUAGUUAGUAAUUGGAUAAGAUCCGAAGUAUGUUGAAGAGAG
Planococcus citri (citrus mealybug) is the source of this 2730-nucleotide messenger RNA. Its product is annotated as longitudinals lacking protein, isoforms J/P/Q/S/Z-like. Gene Ontology annotation, biological process: regulation of transcription by RNA polymerase II. The record is from RefSeq and is a predicted model, not a curated record. Gene Ontology annotation, molecular function: protein binding. Gene Ontology annotation, cellular component: nucleus. NCBI's taxonomy places the organism in Eukaryota, Metazoa, Arthropoda, Insecta, Hemiptera, Pseudococcidae. The transcript is spliced from 4 exons. Bases 176 to 2383 code for a protein of 735 amino acids.